Dromaius novaehollandiae (emu) is the source of this 2564-nucleotide messenger RNA. RefSeq names its product tyrosylprotein sulfotransferase 2 (gene TPST2). Gene Ontology annotation, cellular component: Golgi apparatus. The transcript has 8 exons. Gene Ontology annotation, molecular function: protein-tyrosine sulfotransferase activity. NCBI's taxonomy places the organism in Eukaryota, Metazoa, Chordata, Aves, Casuariiformes, Dromaiidae. The record is from RefSeq and is a predicted model, not a curated record. Bases 975 to 2090 code for a protein of 371 amino acids. Gene Ontology annotation, biological process: peptidyl-tyrosine sulfation.
UUUCCACCGCGAGGGAGCGGCGCGUGUUGCCUUCGCUGCUCUCCGGAGCCGCGAGCUCGGCGCCGUCGGAAGCGGCUCACCACCCGCAGCGCCGAGGCAGCUCAUGGCUCCGCGUUUCGCUGCACGCAGCGCCCCGCGCGCGGUCUCGGUGCCCCACCUGGGCCCUGGGGGGAGGCUGCGCUUCCUGGCAGCUGCGCUGGGGCGCGAGUUAAAGACGGCCUUUUUUUUUUUUUUGGAUCGUGUUAAACUUCUGAAAACUCUUUGCGGUUUGUGCAUGACGCUUCCCUGCUUUGGAAACCCGGCUCGAAACGCUGCUUCGCCGCGGGUCGCCGUCAGCCCGGAGCCGUGCUUCCCGGGGGUGCACGGUGCGCGCUGCCGUGGGGCACCGGCCGCGUGCGUCGCUCGUCGUGUGCCGCUGCGCAGGGCGGGAGCUGCAGCCCCUCGCUGCACCGCGGGAAUAGCAACGUUCCCGCCAGGAAAGGCGACGGGAUGCACGAGGCGACCUCGUCCGCGCUGCAGAGCAGAAAGCGCCGGGUCUCUGGUGGCCGCCUGCGUUUCGGCAUGCAGCUUGGCUAGCAGCAGGAUGACGGUGCCGGGGAAAGCGCGUGGACAUCCAGUUCCUCGCACUCGCAUUCAGCGCCCGCCCAGGCCGUAUAAUCACAAAGAGCUUGAAAUCCCUCCGUGACCCGAGGGUAGGAUUGCAAAACCUGCGCUCCGGACGGGACGGGAGCGAAGGGGAGGGCGCGGGGAGCUGUGCCAGUCUUCCUAGGAGCCCUGUGUAAGCGGCAGAGCAGGAGGCUUGUGGAAACAGCAGACUUCCUGCUGGAAUAUCCCGCCAAGGAGCAGAAAAGCCAUCCUAGUGCCAGAGGGAGUCUCCGAGGAGUUUUAUGUAAGGUGCCCGUAGGGUUGCAUGCUCGCUCGCCGAAAGCUGAAGCGUGGUCGCACGUCGGUCUCCGGCCUGCGCGGAGAGCAGGAUGCGGGUCACCAUGAGGCGAGUGCUGCUGGCGGUGGGCUCGGUGGUCGCCCUGAUGGUCACGCUGCACCUCGGCCAGCAGGUCCUGGAGUGCCAGCAGGUCCUGAGCGAGAGGCGGCACAGGCUGAUGAGGCCCGAGAGCGAGGAGCUGGUCAUGGUGGACUCCAACCACGUCGAGUACCGUUACAGCAAGGAGAUGCCUCUGAUAUUUGUCGGCGGGGUCCCGCGAAGCGGCACGACGCUGAUGAGAGCCAUGCUGGAUGCCCACCCCGAGGUCCGCUGCGGGGAGGAGACCCGCAUCAUUCCCCGCGUGCUAGCCAUGCGCCAGGCCUGGUCCAAGUCGGGGCGGGAGAAGAUGCGCCUGGACGAGGCAGGAGUGACGGACCAAGUUUUGGACGCUGCUAUGCAGGCCUUUAUCCUGGAAGUCAUCGCCAAGCAUGGCGAGCCGGCCAGGUAUUUAUGUAACAAGGACCCUUUCACUUUGAAGUCCUCUGUCUACCUGUCCAGACUGUUUCCCAAUUCCAAGUUCCUCCUCAUGGUUCGAGACGGCCGGGCGUCUGUCCACUCGAUGAUCACAAGGAAGGUGACGAUCGCGGGCUUUGACCUCAACAGCUACCGAGACUGCCUUACCAAGUGGAACAAAGCCAUCGAGGUGAUGUAUUCGCAGUGCUUGGAGAUCGGGCGGUCGCGGUGCCUGCCGGUGUACUACGAGCAGCUCGUCCUGCACCCCGAGCAGUCCCUGCAUGCCAUCAUGAAGUUCCUAGAUAUCUCCUGGAGCGACGCGGUGCUGCACCAUGAGGAGCUGAUUGGGAAGCCCGGUGGAGUGUCUCUUUCCAAGAUAGAAAGAUCAACAGACCAGGUUAUCAAGCCUGUGAACCUGGAGGCGUUAUCGAAAUGGAUCGGGCACAUCCCAGGGGAUGUGCUGCAGGACAUGGCCCACAUAGCGCCGAUGCUCGCCAGGCUCGGCUACGACCCGUACGCCAACCCGCCCAACUACGGCAACCCCGACCCUUUGGUGGUCAACAACACGCACAGGGUUUUGAAGGGGGAUUAUAAAACGCCAGCCAAUUUGAAAGGUCAUCUUCAGGUGACUCAGAAUACAUCAUCUUCUCACUAAUAAAUUAAUGAUUUCCAGAAUGCUGCAAAUGGCCUUCUGUUGUCCAACAAGGAAGAGUUUGCAAUUGCAGAAGUGGAAAUCUGUUAUCCAAGCAUAUUGCUUGCUAAUAAUAUUGCCAAAAUGACUGCUGUACAAGGAAUGUAUUUGCAUUUAUUUGCAAAGGCCAAACAUUUUACACUUUGAGUAUCAGUUGUCUGCCUUUUCUGAAUGCUCCGUGGUAGAAGAAUCUGUGGAAACGAGUAUCUGACUGCAACUUCACAGUGCAUUGGAAAGAGAUUUUAUAUUCAAUUACUUGAGAACUUCUUAAGGCUGUAUUUAAGUGUCUUGUAAUGCUGUUCUCUAAUUCGCAAAUCGGAAAUAGGUGUAAUAACCCUGUAGAGCAUCUCGUGUACAAGUGACAAUCUGAGGCCCGCCUCCUGCCCUUCCUUCACCUGUAAUUUACAGAAUCUAUUUAAGAAUUAAUAUAUGAGGCCA